AUGUGGAGCGCGGCGGAGGUGUGCGGGGCCUGCUACGGCCACUACCACGACCGCCUGCCUGGGCGGGGCAAGCCGGACCCCGCGCGCGAGUGGACCCUCCUGGCCGCCGUGGUCAAGGUGCAGGAGGACGAGGCCCCCCCGCCGGGGGGGGGCUCCCGGACAGCUAAGGAAGUUGUUGCCAUGGGAACUGGGACAAAAUGCAUCGGCCAAUCAAAAAUGAGAAAGACUGGGGAUGUUCUCAACGACAGUCAUGCCGAAGUGGUGGCCAAGAGGAGCUUCCAGAGGUAUCUGCUUCACCAGCUGCGCCUAGCAGCUGUGGAACAAGAGACAAGCAUCUUCAGACCAGGAACAGAGCAAGGGAAGUGGAUUCUCAAACCACGUACCACCUUCGUCUUUUUCUCCAGCCACACCCCUUGUGGGGAUGCCUCCAUUAUUCCAGUGACGGAAGAGGAGGUCCAGCCUUGCUGGCCCCUGAGCCCGGUGCCAGCACCCAGGGGCAGCCUUGGCUCUGGAGCACAGUGGAAUGAAAGGGUAGCUGAAGAGACCGCAGCCGACCCUCUUCCCAAGAGAACAAAAGUGGACGCCCAGGAUUCAGCAUGUGGGGAGGCCCGUCAGCUCGCCCUGAGUGCUGCUGAGCUUCCUGCAGCUGUCUGCAGCCCACCCCAAGUGAUGGAUGUCCAUCGAACAGGGGCAAAGUGCGUCCCGGGGGAAGCAGGUGACCCCCGGCAGCCUGGCAGCGAGUACCACACGGUGGGCCUCCUGCGGAUAAAGCCAGGCCGAGGGCCCAGGACUGCCUCCAUGUCUUGCAGCGACAAGCUGGCUCGCUGGAAUGUGCUGGGCUGGCAGGGCGCCCUCCUGAUGCAUCUCCUCCAGCAGCCCCUCUACCUGUCUGCGGUGGUGGUGGGGGGCCAGUGUCCCUACAGCCAGGAGGCCAUGCAGAGGGCCCUGGUUGCACGGUGUCAGCAUGCUCUGCAUUUACCUGAUGGUUUCCAGGUUUACAAGGUGAAAACCCUGCAGUCCAGCUUGCCUUUCAACCACAGCCGGCAAGCAGUUGAGGGCAGCCAUCUUCAGAGCCGAGGCAAGGUAGUUCCCUGCGGUGCAGCCAUCAGUUGGAGUAUGGUUCCUGAGCACCCACUAGACGUCACUUCCAAUGGCUUCAAGCAGGGGACAACCAAGAGAGAAAUUGGCAGCCUCAAGUCUAGGUCUCGCAUCUGCAAGGUAGAACUAUUCCAUGAAUUUCUGAAGUUGGUGGCCCAAAUUCCACAGGAGAACCUACCAGGAACCCUCAGAGCUAAGAGACUGGAGACCUACUGGGACUACAAGGAAGCUGCUGCCAGUUACCAGGAGGCUUGGAAGGAGCUGUGCCGCCAGCCUUUCCGUUCCUGGGUGCGGAGCAGCCGGGAUUACCUGAACUUCACCUAGAGAGAAGCCAU
Euleptes europaea (tarantolino) is the source of this 1433-nucleotide messenger RNA. It is a transcript of the gene ADAT1, whose product is annotated as adenosine deaminase tRNA specific 1. The record is from RefSeq and is a predicted model, not a curated record. The transcript has 9 exons. The coding region runs from base 1 to 1422 and encodes 473 amino acids. Gene Ontology annotation, biological process: RNA processing. Lineage: Eukaryota; Metazoa; Chordata; Lepidosauria; Squamata; Sphaerodactylidae. Gene Ontology annotation, molecular function: adenosine deaminase activity; RNA binding.